GGGCAGCGUGACGGCCGAGGAGGAGGAGAAGGGCAGCGUUCCGGGAGGAUGCCCCGCGCCCUGCUGCGCGACCUGAACGCCGCGCUGUCCUGCAUGCUGUGCGGGGGCUACCUGGUGAACGCGGCCACGCUGGUCGAUUGCCUCCACUCCUUCUGCAAGGUGUGCAUCGUGCGCUACCUGGACACCAGCAAGCUGUGCCCCAUCUGCGACGUGCCCGUCCACAAGUCCAGGCCGCUCAGUUGCCUCAGGGUGGACAAAACUCUGCAGGACAUCGUCUACAAGGUGGUUCCGGGACUCUACCAAAGGGAGAUGAAGCAGCGCCAGGAGUUCUACGACCAGCAUCCCGACGCAGCCUCCAAGGUGUCGUGCCUCGAGGACCGCGGCGUGGUGGAGGCCUCAAGCAGGCUCAUCUUCAGCCCCCAGGACACCGUUAGCGUGUCCCUCGAGUACUUCACCGGCACGACGCAGGAUCGGGAGUCUGAAGACGACGGGAAAGAGUGCGCUGCCGACGCUGCCGAUGACGGGGGCAAUGAUGACCGGCAGGGGCCGCGUCGGUUCCUGAACUGUCCCGCAGCCUUCACCGUCAACCACCUGCAGAAGUUCCUCCGCACAAAGUACGCCUUGGGGCCCAGCCUUAAGAUCGACAUCCUGCACAUGAACGACGUUCUCUGCGAAGGUUACUCGCUCAUGGACGUGGCCUACAUCUACGCCUGGAAGAGGGAUUCUCCCCUACGCCUCGCUUUCCGGGUGUACUCCCAACCUGCAAAGCGACCUGCCUCGACGGACACGGCUGGGGCCCAGGCGGACGUUGACGAGAGGCACUGCGACGGGAACCCGACCGGACAACAACAACAGCAGUGCCCCCGCGAAGAGGCGACGGCACCCGGUCGACCGGUGCCGGAGGAGUCUUCAGAGGGAGUGGAAGAAGGCGUCGCCCAGAGCCUCGCGAGUCCGGAACCGGACGCUGCAGGACCUCCCGCGACGCUAGUGCCGAGGGACAUGCACCCGCCAGAUGGAGCUGCGGGCGCUGUCACUCCGCCCGUCGUACCCGCUGCAGAGACGCGCCUACCCGAGACACGGGACGCGUCAAUGGCAGCAGAGACGCCUGCUGCCUUCGGGAGUGCCCAGAUGGCGGAGACGGUCCUAUCGUCCUUCCCGCAGCAGGAACAACGGCAGAAGGCGUCUGAGCCUCCCGCCGAGAGUCUCCCCGCCCUGUCCAAGAUCACCAUUAGCACGCUGGACAGGAGCAGCAACAAGAUCACCAUCCAGACGAAGGAGGUGCCCCCGACAGUGGCGCAGGCCAUGUCCCCGCCCCGCUCCCCGCAGUCCAAGAAGUCCAGGCGCAAGGAGCAGCGGAACGCCGAGCGGACGCUGCAGUACGCCAGGCACCAGAGACGGUCCCCGGACAGCCAGGGGCGCCCCUGGAGCCGGUCCCCGGAGCGGCCGGAGGGAGCGACGACGGCCAAGAACCGGAAGCUGGACGGCGCCGAUUUCGCCGGGGUCGACGGCGCACAAGGCCGCGGCGAGGCCCGCCCCGCUUCGCCCGGCAAGCUGCUUCUCGAGUGCGCGUCGCUCCCGGAGCCGGCCAAGAGGAGCCAGAGUCCCACCGGGAAGGGCUCCGGGGCCUGCAGCUCCGGACUACCCGCUUCUCCGCCCCAGGCCCACCCGCAGACCCCGAAGACCCCUCCCGCCACCCCGCUCGCCUCGAGCCCCACGAAGGGCGAGGAGGACACGCGGCCCCUCGACCUCUCGGUGUCCCACCGGGGCUUGCCGGCACCGGCGCCCGUGCGCAGGCCUGUUGGGAGGCCUCCCCUCGUGCUGCCCACGGCGUGCCCACCGGGGACCGCCAAGGGACCCGCCUCGCCCUCCCCGUACCGCAAGGCGGCGGUGGCGUCCCCCGCGGUGUCGCUGUACCAGAAGCCGGCCGUGGCGGUCAACCAGGCCGCCACGUCCUCGCCCCUGUCGCAGCAGCACCACCACCACCACAACCACCACCGGAGCGGCAGCAGGGGCUUCCUCAAGGGCGCCAACCUGACGUGCAUCAACCCGGACCCGGACGCCUUUCACCCGCGCAUCGUCAUCAAGAACCUGCAAACGCGGGCUUCCUGCGUACGGUUCAACAAGAUGUGAGGCCGCGUCGCCGAGUCGCCCUCUCCCUCGAGGAGACGGCGUGGCAUGUACACACAGCAUUUGAAUGCGAAGCUUUCAGUUGCGGCAGGCCGACGCGUAGCGUCGCGAAGAGCGUUUGCGCCAUGCUUGUACGCACAUCUUCCUUGACACGCAGUCGACUGAAGUCAGUGGUGCGAGCGAGCGCGCGGACCAUCCUCCUUCGUUUCUCGAACGAUCAACCGCAACGCAGCGGUAGGGAAAGUCCAGUACCGCACUUGCUCCCAUGCGUCGCACCGAUAGACGUUCCGCUCUACGUACCGCUAAUAACCGCUUUCGGCAGCAAGGACGCCGUUGCGCACUCGAAGGCGCGUAUGGCGCUUUAUAUAAUAGCGGGCGCCUUGUUUCUAGUCUCCUGCGGGUGUCUCUCCUACUGCGCGCGUACGCGCAGCUGUCGCGCGAGACGGCGCCGUUUGUUUGUGCGUGCGAGUGGAAUAUAUGAGUGGAUGGAAGCCGUCGUGGCGUCAGCGGGAAGACAACUGGAUACACACACUCCCUGCCGGUCGGAUACAUCCAGGUGCGUCGGCAAUGCGUGCUCCGUGUUCGCCGGCGGUCGUGAUCGCUGUGCUCCCUCUCUCUCUCUCUCAUCGUGACCCGCCGAGACCUUCUCUUGCCCCGCAAUACGAAGCGAGCCCCUGAGGGGUGCUCCGUGUGCAACCUCCCACGUGGGUGGGUUGGCGGCGACAAUUUCAGUGUGUGCAAAUUCGUGAGCUGUUGCGUGAGUAAGUGUCUUCCACAACAGGAGUACGUGCACACCUGGAUUACACCGGAUUACCUCGGAUUACGGCGUGCGGUCCUGGUGAAGUUCGACUGUGCUCUUGAGAAUGUUUGUUUCCCUGGUUCUAUCGAAGUGCUCUUUGUCGAAGAGCAGUUGCGGAAGCGCUCUCUAAGCGUGAGACGGGCUGGGAACAGAGCCCUCACGCCGAACGGCGCACAAAGGCGCCUAUAGUUGUAGUAGCCGCGGUAAAGCGAGAUUGUGCAAUAUUGGCCGAUACGCGUUAAUCCUAUAGACCGAACAGCUCCAAAAGGAGACACCGCGCAUGGUGUACAUUGCUUACGUAGACCGCACUGCGUAUAUAAUUCUUUCUUUUACAUUGCGUCGAGGAAAUGUUGAAAGUUAGGGAAUCCACGACGUCAUUGCUGCACGUAGUCUGGUCGGAUUUUAAUGGUGUUAUUUGCCUGAACAAUAAAAGGCCUCUGAAAUAACGUGAU
Messenger RNA from Ixodes scapularis (black-legged tick), 3378 nucleotides. RefSeq names its product polycomb group protein Psc-like. Bases 49 to 2130 code for a protein of 693 amino acids. The record is from RefSeq and is a predicted model, not a curated record. Gene Ontology annotation, molecular function: promoter-specific chromatin binding. Gene Ontology annotation, biological process: negative regulation of transcription by RNA polymerase II. Lineage: Eukaryota; Metazoa; Arthropoda; Arachnida; Ixodida; Ixodidae. The transcript has 10 exons. Gene Ontology annotation, cellular component: PRC1 complex.